UAUUGCAGAGAAAUAGUAUUAUGUUAAUCGAUGUUUUGCUCGAACUCACUCGGUGAGAGCUUUAAAAAGCGAGGCAGCCCCAGGCAGGCUUGCUAGAAGCGGAGCGAGGCGCGGAAGGUGGGCAGGUUAAGGCGGAGGGGAUCGGGGCGCGCGCAGGUUAUUCCGGGCCCCCAGCGAAGGGAGGCGGCGAAAGCCCAGCCCUGCUCUCCGGGGUUGUGAUUUGGAUUUGCCAAGGCGAUCGGACCCGCUGCCUCGUCGGGCGGAGAAGGAACCUGCCCGCUCCCUCUUACUACUUCUACUACUACUACUACUACUACUAGGCGCCGCCACCAUCAUGUCCAACGUGCACCUCUCGAGCGCCUCGGCUCUGGAGCGCCUGGCGGCUCGGCGGACUUUCCCGCUGCACGCUCGCACCGGGGUGUGCAGGAACCUCUUUGGCCCCGUGGAUCACGACGAGCUGAACCGGGACCUGAAGAGCAAGCUGCGGGAGAUCUGCGAGGACGGCCAGAAGCGCUGGGACUACAACUUCCAGAGCGACACGCCGCUGGGCGGCCCGGGCAGGCUGCAGUGGGAAGAGGUGGACGGAGGCGCCGUGCCCGCUUUCUACCGGGAGACGCUGCAGGUCGGCAAGUGCCGCUUCCCGGUGCUGGUGAUCCGCUCCAAGGCGCCUCCGCCUCCAGCGGGAAGCGCCGAGGCGCCUCCGGAGGCCGAUCCCCAGGGGACGGGGGUGUCCUCGGCCCCCUCCCCGCUCAGCUCUCCGGGCAAGACGGCCCCCUUGGAAAGCACUAGGUCGGCGGGCGAGGAGCGCCUCAACCAGGAGAACCGGGCCGCUCAGCUCCACAGCUACUCAGGGAUUAUAAUCAAGCCUGUCCCGUGCGCCGCGGCGGCGCUGAAAAGGGCGUCGUCGGCCAGUGUAGCGCACAUCACAGAUUUCUUCGCCAAGCGGAAAAGAGUCGUAGACUCGAAAGUGUCCGGGGAUCAUCCCAGCGCCUUGCCAGCUUCGGUCUCUGCUGUCCCCGCCGAGCAGACCCCCCGGAAAAGGCUCCGAUGAACGAGAUUUUGCACUACAACACCGAAGUGAUUGUUUCCUUGGAAACACAAGAGCUUGAGAGGCCCUUCCUCCUCCACACGUUAAAAGGGACUGGCAAGAGAGACCCAAAAUAGGGAGGAAGAAUCCCCUGGUUGUGUGUGUGUGUUUUUUUCUUCUUCCCCGUUUUGUUUUUUUCGUUCCUCCUCUUCUACUCGUGCCCCAGAAGGAACUGCUUGUACCUCCAUGUAGCAAAAGUGGCCCGACUACAAGCCACCUGACGGAGCAGUGUUAAUUUACAACUGUGCAAUGUAUUACGUUUUAUAUAUAUUAAAAAUGUAUUAUGCCUAAUGUGAGUACACUGGCCAGAAGUGUAAAAGCUUUAAAGUCAUUUAUAUAAAUGUUUAAUCUCUGCUGAUCUCUCAGUGCAAAACAAACAAAAAAAAUGUAUAUUUGUAAAAAAACAAAACAAAAAAAACAACUUAAGAGUUAUACUAACUUAUAUUUUCUAUUUAUGUCAAGAAAAAAAAGCGGAUAACUUUGGUUGACACCCAGUAGUCUGUUUUGUGUGUUUGGUUUUUGUUUUUCUUAUUUGGUUAAGCCAAAGGGCACUAUAUAUUUGCUUUUUUGUUAUUUACAAAAAUGUAAAUUUAUUUUUAUAGUGGGUUUUUUUUGCAUUCACAAAAUGUAGCUAUGAAUCAAAAUUAGUUAUUACUUGAAAAUAAAUCUGAUACAAUGGUUCCUGAGCCGGUCUGUACCACUGCCACUGCAAAUUUAUGCCACAAUGUUAAAAUAAAAAGGAAUCAAAUGUCAAUAA
Messenger RNA from Podarcis raffonei (Aeolian wall lizard), 1844 nucleotides. RefSeq names its product cyclin dependent kinase inhibitor 1C (gene CDKN1C). Lineage: Eukaryota; Metazoa; Chordata; Lepidosauria; Squamata; Lacertidae. Gene Ontology annotation, cellular component: nucleus. Gene Ontology annotation, molecular function: cyclin-dependent protein serine/threonine kinase inhibitor activity. The transcript is spliced from 3 exons. Gene Ontology annotation, biological process: regulation of cell cycle. The record is from RefSeq and is a predicted model, not a curated record. Bases 335 to 1051 code for a protein of 238 amino acids.